GCCCCUCCCCCGUCGCCAGCACACCAAUACAAUUCGCUGCGUUGGCUGAGAAUCAUAUCGAUUUUGGUGUCGGCCAACGUUUCGUCCACCCGGCUGUAUCUGCGCUCCCCCCGUUCUACAGCAGAUGCCGGACCCGUCCAGCAAUAACGAGGAUAUUCCUCUUGCAGAUGAUGAUGACAGCGUGUCGUCGAUAAUAGGAGGAGGAACACCAAGGCCUGCGCAGCCUUUGCCGAGGGAAGAACCUCUUGAAGAUCCAGAAGAAAAAGCACGACUCAUCUCUCAAGUGCUUGAGCUGCAGAACACUCUAGACGAUCUGAGCCAGCGCGUGGAUUCUGUCAAGGAGGAAAGCCUCAAAUUGCGUUCUGAAAAUCAAGUUCUGGGCCAAUACAUACAGAAUCUCAUGGCUUCGUCGUCCGUUUUCCAAUCAUCAAAUACCGGAGGCAAACAAAACGAAAUGCUGUCCUCAGUUUUCGACUGGUGACAUCACUAUCGGCAGGUUGGUGAUGUCCUGACUUUCCUAUGUAACAGUGGUGAUUUUGAUUGUAUGCGCGCAAUCACUCCUGACGCUUUACAUCGGAGCUGUUGGAAAUGGAAUUUGUUGUGUGUAAGUGUGUGCCAUGACCAGAGCUUUCGUUCAUUUCACGUGUAGUAAGACAUGGCAAUAGAUCAGCAUCUAUCACUAAUAUGGUCAUUCCUUGCAAACUUUUACUUACUAGUAGUACUUUAAUUUUAUCUACUUACAUGUAUGCUCUUUACUAUCGGAACAUCUUUCAUCCAUGACGCUACCCUACUUUCACAUUGGUGUGAUUUUUGUUGUAUUGUAUCUGUGCA
Molecule: messenger RNA, 831 nt
Organism: Cylicocyclus nassatus
Lineage: Eukaryota; Metazoa; Nematoda; Chromadorea; Rhabditida; Strongylidae
Source: the annotation of a GenBank genome assembly